AUGCUAUGGAAACUCUUCUUGUCCAUGAAGAGUUGCUGCAAGAUGGCGGUAUUAAUGAGCUUCUCAUUGAACUUCAAACUAAAGAAAAGGGAUACACAAAAGAAGUUGAGGUUGAUGAAGAUCAAUUUGAGUGGGACUGAUGACAAUGUUGAGAAAAAGAAGAAAACCAAGAAAGUUAUUGAGAAGUACUGGGAGUGGGAUCUCACUAACGAGACACAACCUAUAUGGCUUAGGAAUCCUAAUGAAGUUACAACAUAGGAAUAUAAUGAUAUCUAUAAGAAGACGGUUAAUGAGUUCUUAGAAUCUAAGACUCUAUGUCAAAUGUGUCUUCAAUUCAUAUGACUUUGAUGGAAAAUUGCUUCCACGGUACCUAAGUUUUGUGACGGGUGUUGUUGACUCCAAUGAUCUUCCCUUGAAUGUAUCAUGCGAAAUCCUCCAAGAAAAUUAUAUGUGUUGUUUUACAUUUUGGUUGACUAUUUGUGGCUAUUUGUGUGUUCGUGAUGGUUCAAAUAUGAACUGCGUGACUUUAUGUGUAAUUAAUAUUUAGUUUUGAUGUUUAGGUAACCUUGUAGAAGAAUUUUUUAUGAUGUAAUAUAUCUAUAAAAAUUGAUGUACCUAUUAAAUUUAUAUUUAUUAUAUUUAUAUAUAUUUUUAUGAAAAUUAUAAUUGGAAA
This is a messenger RNA of Lactuca virosa, 673 nucleotides long. Lineage: Eukaryota; Viridiplantae; Streptophyta; Magnoliopsida; Asterales; Asteraceae. The record is from the annotation of a GenBank genome assembly.